Molecule: messenger RNA, 542 nt
Organism: Triticum dicoccoides
Lineage: Eukaryota; Viridiplantae; Streptophyta; Magnoliopsida; Poales; Poaceae
Product: WUSCHEL-related homeobox 4-like
Exons: 1
Biological process (GO): plant organ development
Molecular function (GO): DNA binding; DNA-binding transcription factor activity
Source: RefSeq, a predicted model, not a curated record
CCUCCCGCCCGUCGGGGAGCUCCGCUCAGCAGAGCAGCUGCGGCCUCCCCUUGCCCGGCAGAGCAGCAGCGACAGCGGCGCGCAGGAGCUCCUCCAUGGCGCGCCCCCCUGGCAGCGCGCGUUCGCCAGCCGCAUGCAGAGAAGAGUGGUCCUUCUUUCUUAGCCGUGGAGAGCGUCGAGCGCCAGCACCAAGCUGCCACCCGCCUCUCCAGUUCCCCGCCCCAUCCGGCGGUGCUGCCCUCCCCGCCGCUGUCGCACAACUCGGCGGCGGCGGCGGCGAACGCGCGCUGGACGCCGACCAAGGAGCAGAUCGGCGUGCUGGAGGUGCUGUACCGGCAGGGGCCGCGCACCCCAACAGCCGAGCAGAUAUAGCAGGUGACGGCGCGGCUGUAGAAGCACGUCCCCAUCGAGGGCAAUAACGUCUUCUACGGGUUCCAGAACCACAAGGCCCGGCAGCGCCAGCGGCAGAAAAUCCGGCAGAAGCAGCAGGACGCAGACGCCGAUGUUGUGCCCGAGAGUGGAGACGGUGGCGCAUGACAAGG